UUUGUUUUAAUUUUUUAAAGGCCGAUUCCAAAAUUAGGAGAGAGAUUUGGGAAAGAGAUCAGAUUCCUUUUCCUAUUCCUUUCCAUUCUUCUUCGACGCAAUGUUCAGUAUUCUCUCUCUCUCUCUCUCUCUCUCUCUCUCUCUCUCUCUCUCUCUCUUUGUUUGGAAAAGAACAAAAACAUACUAAUAUUUCAACUGCUCAGAAAAAGACGCCAAACGCCGUCGUUUUAAUUUUUGUUUUCCCUCUCGAUCUCUCCGCCCAAAUCUUUUUUUUUUUUUUUUUUAAAAUAAGCCAAACAGAUAAUUUCUGUUUCCUCCUUCCUUCCGAUCCUUUCCGAAGCGAUUCCUUGAUUAAAAGCCAUUGCUUCGAAAUGAGCACGGGUGACCUUCUCAGCAUCGAUCCUUUAGAGCUCAAGUUUCCUUUUGAGCUGAGGAAGCAGAUCUCGUGUUCUCUUCAAUUGUCGAAUAAAACUGAUAAUUAUGUAGCUUUCAAGGUGAAAACAACAAAUCCCAAGAAGUACUGUGUUCGUCCCAACACGGGGAUCGUCUUGCCUCGAUCUACAUGCGAUGUGAUAGUUACCAUGCAAGCGCAAAAAGAGGCUCCUCCUGAUUUGCAAUGCAGGGACAAAUUCCUCCUUCAAAGUGUAAAAGCAAAUGAUGGUGCAUCCCCAAAAGACAUAACUGCGGAAAUGUUCAACAAAGAAGCUGGGCAUGUGGUUGAGGAGUGCAAGUUGAGAGUGGUUUAUGUUUCUCCACCUCAACUACCUUCACCUGUGCAUGAAGGAUCAGAAGAAGGGUCUUCACCAAGAGGCUCUGUUUCAGACAACGGGCAUGCAAAUGCUGCUGAGUUUACUAAUGCUGCAAGAGCAUUCACUGAACAGCUUGAAGCUCAAGAUAAAUCUUCUGAGAUAUCUGCAUUCCGGGAAAAACUGGUAAGAGGGUGGUUUAGAAUCAAAUUCGUUUCUAAUUGUUUAGACCAAAAUGUAUUGAGCGAGUUUAAAGCUGUAAUUCAGUUGGCUGUACUGGGGCGAAAUCAAGCAGUUGCAUCUUUUUGGUUGAAUCAGGGUGCCGUCUAAGAUAUAUUUAUAGAUAUAUAUAUAUAUAUAUAAAUAUAUAUUUAUAAUAGAGUCUGCUACAUUUACAAUUAGGAAUAACUUAUAUUAAGUUCACUAAUUGCACAAUGAUUACAAGAGUUGACCACAUGAAUAGGGAGAUCUAUUUUGGAAGAGAUGUACCAUCAAUUUGUCUCUUAUUCAAGUUGGGCUCACUAAAUGCAGUGUCAAUUAAGUUAUUUUGCAGCUAGGAGGCACAUGCUUUUUCCUUUGAACCCUUCUGGCAAAAUUUCCCCUUAUGCAUGUGCAUACAUAGCCAGCUUUUGCAGCAUUGGGCCUGAAUCUCUUUUUUUUUUUUUUUUUUUCUUGUUAAUUGACAUAUCUUGUAUGUAACGUUGAUACAGUGCAAGUAUAAUAAGCCUCAAUAUUCAAUAAUACUUUC
Durio zibethinus is the source of this 1494-nucleotide messenger RNA. NCBI's taxonomy places the organism in Eukaryota, Viridiplantae, Streptophyta, Magnoliopsida, Malvales, Malvaceae. The record is from RefSeq and is a predicted model, not a curated record.